CUCUUACACUGGGAGGGCAGGAUCUACGCCAGUGCUACGCUAGUGCUUCUGGACAAAGAUGGACUUCUCUAUGACCAUUUUUGCAGGCUUCUAUUUUAUCGUCUGUGGUUCCUGCACAAACAUCAACGUCAUUUCUACCGGAGACUACAAGAUGUACAAUACACACGACUACGGCGUUGACGUCAAGAAUAGGUCAGCAACUCUCUUCAGGGUCAAGGGGUGCAACGAUGGACACAUACGACUGUAUGAUGGCCACGACUUCAGCACAGCCAAGAACGCCUACAUUUUGCUUGGUGGAUGGGGAAAUGAUAAGUGUUUGAUGGAGCCGUGCAGUAGUUGUUCAACCCGAUACUCGCAAAGAUACCGGUACUUGAAUUGUAACGAGAUGAGGCCAAUGUGGGUCAACUGGACUGGCAGACUGCUUAGCGUCGGUGAAGGGGCUUACGUGGGAGAACAAACCUUCAUGUUUACUGAACAGCAGAGGGACUUUGAGGUCCAAUAUUUUGCAGUUGGAUCCGGUUGGAAAGCAAUAUUUGACUGGGAAUUUGAUGGCUACCCCGGGAAUUACUUUGAGCGGGUGGUGCCUUAUGGUUGGAGUACACGCAAAAUGUUGUCUUCAGUGACGGCCACCUCUAUGGUAAACUGCAUCGAAAUUUGCCAAGGCAGGAUCAGUUGUAGGUCAGUCAGCUACCAGAACACAACCAACACCUGCCAGUUAUACUUUGAACGAGCACGACCCGUUGAUAUCCACCCUGACAACACUUGGGAAACAUGGAUGGACAGAAAUGUGUGAAAUAUGCUCCUUAUGACUUUGAUGGGUAUUGCGACGAAAACACAUGUACUGGGCCAUUCGUGACCCACUCGUGUUAUUCAAGCCGAAUAGCGAUUUGUGCGCCUCUCGAAGGAUUUCACAUCCGUGUGUGGGUAUCAGAACUACAUCAAACAAGACGGAGAACUCUAUUUCUGUUUUAUUCUAACAUUUAUAAACGUUACUGAACCAAUCGUUGAACUGUUGGAAACAUAUUCUAAUGUGAUUAUUGCCAGUUGUACACCUUUCAUUUCCAAAUGUACAUGUCUAAAUACGGUUUAAGAACAGCAAAUGGGAUUUCUCUUCCUAAAUAGGCAAUUAAAAUAACAUUUGAUUUCAGCUGUAAUUAGUCCCAAAAUAGACACUCAAAAAUGACAGAAAAAGCAACUGAAACAAACGCACGUGUGUGUGUAUUUGGAUCUCUCACCGUUUAUGGCCCUAUCCUUAUCAAAAACGUUAAAUUAGGCAACGCGAUUCUGUUAGCUAUGUUCUUUGUAAUGCAAACUGACUAAGUAUAUAUUUCAUGAUUUAAAAAAAAUAUCACAUACUUCCAUACCAGAAUAAAAAUUGCCGGGGAUAUGUUAUCAAAGUAGCCCAAUCCUUCCGCGUAUUCGAGCAUUGUCGAUUUUCGAUGGCAAUCAUCGAUAGAUUAGUUGCUUCCAGCUGCUAACAUGCUACCAGAAAAUUGUCCUUGGUUCCACUCCACAAAAUGGUGGCCGAGAUAGGACAUUGAUCUAGCGAAUACGAUUCAAAUACGAUUAUACCAUUCUCCAGGUAUACAUAUAUUCAGAAUACUCCACCAUCAGUGCAGUGAGGUGAAUAUUACCAUCAUUACCUAUAUUGCUCUAAUCACUGCUUCUUUUUAUUAAACAGCGUUUGAUUUUACCUGCCACCGUAAUACCUUUGUAGUGAUUUGUAUUAAUUUGUAAAAGCACUUCACUUAAGAAUACAGUUGUUGAUUACAUCCCAUCUUUAUGUCGUUUGUUGGUUUUACACCAAGUUUUUUCCUUUUGUUCUGGUUAUAUUUCAACUUUGAAAUAAGUAUGUAUAGAUGUCUACAGCACACAGAGAUGUGUUUAUUUCAUUUCCUCAAUGGGGUGUAUCUGCAUUCAAUAAUAUAUGCAUUAUAAAAAAGAUGGGCGUUUGACACGUUACUCGUGUUAUUAUAGACGUACAAUUUCCCUCUUAAGCACUGUUAAUAAUACUGUCUGUUGAAUGUCCCACUAAAAUUGUAAAGGUACCCACAAAUAUGUUGUUGUGAUCUUGUCUGUAAUCUGA
Haliotis rubra (blacklip abalone) is the source of this 2086-nucleotide messenger RNA. RefSeq lists its product as uncharacterized. Bases 59 to 793 code for a protein of 244 amino acids. Lineage: Eukaryota; Metazoa; Mollusca; Gastropoda; Lepetellida; Haliotidae. The transcript has 3 exons. The record is from RefSeq and is a predicted model, not a curated record.